AUGAAUAAAUUUGAAGACGAUUUAAAAUAUGCUCAAAAAGCUAAUGGAAAUGAGUUUUUAAAUUGGAUCUAAAAUCUCAGUUUUGAACUCAUAAAAUAAAAAGAAUAUUCAUAUGGUUAAGAGUUCCUUAAAUUUUAACAUUUAGUAUAUGAACUAAUUUUCAAAUAAGAUGGGAUAUUAAAUAGUAGUUUUAGAACAACUUAAAUGAGAUUUGGAUCUAUAGAGGAUACCCUAUUUUUUAUUAAAAUUCUUAAUGUCCUCUCACCAAAUGAAUAAUCAUUUUAUCAAUCAUUACCUUCUGAAUAUCCUUUUAAUCCAGUUUAAAUUGAUAUAUUACCAGCUCAUUUGUAAUUAUUUUUGAAGGAUCCCUCUAUUAUUAAUAUGAAUUCAUAAUUUUAAACUUUCCAAGAAAUUUUUUAAGACAACAUUUUAAUUGAAAAAAACCAACUAAAAUUCUGUGUUAGUGCUAAAAUGAUGUUUUGGAUUUAUUUACUAAAUGGAGCAGUAAAUUUUAAAGAAAGUGCUUUAAAUGCAACUGAAAAUAGUUAAAAAAUCCUUGAUUGUGCAUUUAGCAAAUGCAAAAAGAAAUUUAACACAAAAGACUUUUUAUUAAAAUAAUUAACAUUUAAUCCUUAUUUAAUAUUAAUAAGAAGAAUUAUUGAAUAUAUGGUUAUGUAGAUAAAACCUGGCAACACAAUAUAAAAUAAUUAAAAUAAACAAAUUACUAUAUUCACAUUUCAAUAAAUGAUAAUUUUAUUAUAAGAAUAUUCUAUGUAUGAAAAUUUAUAUGUAUAGAAAUUACUUGAUUUAAAUCUAACAAAUGAAUAAUAAAAGUUAUUUUAUAAAAUCAAACCAAGUAGUGUUGUAUUAGAUACUUAAAUGAUGUUAAUAUAUUUAACAAUAUUUUUUAAUAAUAGGUAUGGAUAAGAUUUAGAAGCUACAUAUUCAUAAUUUAAACAUUUUAUUAAGAGUACUGAUAUUCUUAGCAAAUAAAGUUAAAUCUUUUAUUAAAAUAGAGGGUUCUUUUUUGAAUGUGGUAGACAAAAAUAAUAAAUUACAUAUUAAUAAGGAUUAUAUAAAUUUUUAGAGAAUUCAUUCAAAUUUUAUCAUAAUGAUAGAUAAUGCAAUUAAAUUUCAUUACUUUCCCAUUUAUCAACCUAUGUCUUAUUUUUGAGAUAGUAAUUUGCAGUCUAUGAGAUUUCUAUAUAUAAUUAGGUAUUGAUAUUUGAUUAAGCAUUAUUGUCUUGUUUAAUAUCUUAAAAUACAAUAUUAAAUUAACUUUAAAAAUAAUAAAAUUUCUAAUACAAAAGUAAUAAUCCUAUUGCUCGAUUUAUCUUAAGUGAGUUAUAACCUAUUUAUCAAUUAUGCAAAAAUAAAUUUGGAUAAUGUCCUUAAGCAAUAUUGUUUAAAGAAUAUAAACCUUCAAAUUUAUUAUAAUGUUUUGAAUCAAAAUUUAAUGCUCAAGAAUAUGAAAUAAAUUUUCAUUUUAGAGAAAUAGAUCAAUAUAGAAAUCAAAUGAAAAAUCUAUUAAGAGUUCAUUAUCCAUUUUAUACUAAAUUAUUAAUUGGAAUUUUUAAAUGCAUUAGUAAUCUAAGUUAUUUAAGUGAUCCAGAAUAUUAAGGAAUAAUGCAUUUACUAACAUUUAUAUAUUCUUAGGAUCAAAAUUCAUUUUUUUGUGAUCUAUUAAAAUUUUAAUAAAAUUAGCCCUACCAAAUUCCUGCAUAUUUCGAAGUUAAGAAUUUCUGUGAUGUCUAUAUCAAAGAUAGCAAAGAGGAAGAGUUUCAGAUAAAAUAAAAUGAAAAUAUAUAGAAAUGGAUUUAAUAAAUCAUUAUCUAAUUAAUGCAAUAUUAACAAUAGAAGAAUAUAAAAAAUGAUAGAAUUGUACAAUAUUUAGGAGAAUAAUUUAAUAUUCCUAUAUCUACAAUAAAGGUUGUACCUAUAAGAAAUUUAAGUCUCUCCAAAAGUACUGGAAGGUUAUCAAGAGCUAAAAUGUAAAUUUAUUAAUUUCAUAUAGUUAAAUUAAUUAAUGGAAAGCACCUUUAAGGGAUUUUGAAUUUUAUUUUCUUUUUGUUUUGAUGUGGUAUUUGAGCUUAGGUUUAGAUAAGUUUCGAGGGUAACAAAUAAAUGAAUUUCCUUCAACUUAAUGGCCAAGAAAACUAGCUUCACCUGUGAAUCUUUUAAUCGUGUCAAUUCUUACAUACAUUGUAAUCACUUUAGUCUUUAUGCUCUUUUGA
This is a messenger RNA of Paramecium pentaurelia, 2234 nucleotides long. The record is from the annotation of a GenBank genome assembly. NCBI's taxonomy places the organism in Eukaryota, Ciliophora, Oligohymenophorea, Peniculida, Parameciidae.